GCAUUAAUGGGGUAGUGGUAACCUGGGUCGUUGCCAUCGACCCGCCGGGGGUUCGAUUCCCCCUUAAUGCAUGAGCCGUGUUCUUCAUUCAGCUCUUUACUCGGAUCAUCACACUACUAUUUUUGUAACUUCUGUGAGUGAGACCCCGCAUGCCAUGUAUGUAUGUACCGAUCGCCCUUUCCAUCACAGAUCGAACCCAUUAUGUAACAUGAGAUACUUAACAGGCUUCAGGCUAUUGCGGCUUCUGCCGGUCUUGGCUUUAUCUUGUCCUCGCCGAGGCGCCUUGCGAUCAUUGCGGCGUGCGCGCUGCUGCAUUGCCGCUGCUGCACCUGGCGUCGUGCCUUCUCUUUCUCUUCUGCAGCGUAUGUUCAGCUGAUCCGCCACAUCCGCAAUGGAGUCCAUCCCUAUGGCGAGGAUGCGCUCGCCGAACAGUGCAUCCCGUUCUGCUUAUGCGCCCCUUCCUACUCCUCGUGCUGCCGAAGAACUUCCUCCAGCGAACUCCCUUGAAAGCAUGGACGACGCACACGUACAAGAGAUUCACCCGGAGUGGAAGCGCAACCUGUACAUGCUCGUCGAGCGGCCAACUUCCUCGUAUCCCGCCUUCAUCAUCCACGUCGUCACUACGUCCCUCAUCGUCAUAUCCGCUCUUGUGACCGUCCUCGAGACCAUCCCGUCCUUCCACUCAAUCUCACCCCAAAUUUGGUUCGGCUUCGAGACGACGGUGGUUGUGCUGUUCACGGCGGAAUACGUUGCGAGAUGUCUGGCGCACUCAGCGAACGUAUGGACGUUUCUGAGAUGGUUUGGCUCAUUCUUCGGAAUCAUAGACUUGCUGGGUAUCCUGCCGUACUACCUAGAGAUAAUGCUCCACCAGGACACCUCAACCUUUUUCAGGUUCACUAUUUUGCGGACGUUCCGCUUGUUACGCGUAUUCAGGCCAUUCCGCCAUAAUAAUACGAUCCUACUGACGAUCGAGGUUAUGUAUCUGUCGUUCCGCCGCUCGCAGCAUGCCUUGUUAGCCCUUGCAUUCUUCGUAGUCAUGGUCUUAGUCGUGUUCAGCACCCUGCUGUAUUUCGCUGAACGUGGAACAUGGGACGAGGUCUUGGGCACGUUCAUCAACUCUGACGGUGACCCUAGCCAAUUCGCGUCUAUCCCAGCUGCUGCAUGGUUUGUGUUAGUCACAAUCACAACCGUUGGCUACGGCGAGAUCACUCCUCGUUCCUUCCUCGGACGGCUGAUCACCCUCCCCCUGCUUGUCUUCGGCUUGCUGCUCAUCGCGCUCCCGACCUUCGUGCUCGGACGCGAAUUCAGCUUAGUCUGGGAAAUGAUGAACGAAGACCAGCAAAUCUCCCGCGAAGAAGUAUUCAAUGCACACGCCCUCGACCCGCUUGCCUCCCCCACGCUCAUGCGGCGGCGUUCUGCGUCCUCGUCCGUGCAGCCUUGGCGCCACACGCAUGACGAGCCACAAGCGAGCGGCAGCUCCCCGCGAGAGAACAAGGAGCUCCGCGGGCAGAUAGCGGAGCUGAAGGCGGCCGUGGAGAUGCAGGGCGCACUGUUGCGCCGGCUCGUCGACGCCAUGGAGGGAGAUGCGCAGGGGCACGGGCAGAGGCGAGGGAAGCAGCGUUUUAGAGGGCCCGGUAACGAUGUACCGUAGAGCGUAAUCUCGACCCACGCAAUGUCCUCCACGCAGUGCUAGCAUAGAGGAUGUGUAGCAUCCUGUUGUAAUUAAUUACUUAGAAGAGUCAUCAGGGAGAAGAGCAAUGGGUUGAUACGUUGAAGCUGAAGCCUAAGGCGGCCACAAAAACUAACGAAAGCGGGGAUGCAUUAAGGGGGAAUCGAACCCCCGGCGGGUCGAUGGCAACGACCCAGGUUACCACUACCCCAUUAAUGC
Molecule: messenger RNA, 1888 nt
Organism: Fomitopsis serialis
Lineage: Eukaryota; Fungi; Basidiomycota; Agaricomycetes; Polyporales; Fomitopsidaceae
Exons: 9
Coding region: 392-1651 (419 amino acids)
Biological process (GO): potassium ion transmembrane transport
Cellular component (GO): membrane
Molecular function (GO): voltage-gated potassium channel activity
Source: RefSeq, a predicted model, not a curated record